Messenger RNA from Mya arenaria, 9926 nucleotides. Its product is annotated as Golgi apparatus protein 1-like. The transcript is spliced from 25 exons. The coding region runs from base 186 to 3932 and encodes 1248 amino acids. NCBI's taxonomy places the organism in Eukaryota, Metazoa, Mollusca, Bivalvia, Myida, Myidae. Gene Ontology annotation, cellular component: Golgi membrane. Gene Ontology annotation, molecular function: fibroblast growth factor binding. The record is from RefSeq and is a predicted model, not a curated record.
AGUGCCAAGUAGUUCCUGCUAAGCUACCAGAAGUUUUCUGCGAAUAUUCUGCAUAUUACACCAUGACAAUAAUCAAUUACUGUUCUUAACUAAACUUAUUGUCUAAGAACUCAAUUAUAUAUUAGUUUUUUACGCGCCCGUUUGUCGCAAGAGCGUAUUGAUACUGUUGAUUUCGUUGUCUAAAGAUGGCUGCUAUUGUUCGACGUGUCCAAAUGGUUGGACGUAUAAACGUAUUUUUAUCUGUUACUUUUUUUCUGACACUCACAUCAUCGGUUUUAUCUCGAAACCUUGACCAAAACGAACAAUCGAAACUUGGGGUUGGUCUUGGUGCUGACCAAGGUGUACCAUUACACCAAGGGCAAGGAAAUUUAGUGCCAAAUGCCGGUGCAUUUAAUGUUCCAAGCAAUUCUCUUGGAGGUCAGGGCAUAGGAAACAAACACCAAGUAAAUGCAGGUCUAGCACAAUUGAAGGCGGGAUUGGAUAAAGCAGGACAAAUGCAUCAAAUGGGUGCUGGACAACAAAUAAGACAAGACGGACAAGGAAUAAGACAAGACGCAAGGAAGAAUGUCAUGUUGUCAACACAUCCAGACUGUGAAGAAGAUAUUCUACAGCAUUGUGAUACCAAAAAUAUGAGAAUGAACAACUUUGCAGUCCUUGAUUGCUUGCAGGAUGCUGAAGUUCAGAUUCGAGUGUCUGAUAGGUGUCAACAUCUUGUCUGGGAGUACAAAUUAAAUCUUACCAAGGACGAUCGAUUCGAGUCAGGUGCCAAUGAAGUUUGCAAAAAAGCAUUUGAAGAUAAUCCUGAAUGCCAUGCUGAGAGCGCGGGAAAAGGAACAAGAAUUCCAUGCUUGAUCGAGGUAAUGGACAAUAUCACAGACCAGGGCUGCCAUCGUUUCCUCACGAAGAUGGCGAGCAUCGUAUUUGGGGACUUCAAUCUUGUCUACCAUUUCAUGGACCACUGCGGAGCUGACAUAAAGUCACAUGGAUGUGGCAGGAUCGAUACUGACUCUGAUAAAAUGCAUGCCCAAGGCAAGACGAUCCUAUGUCUGGCACGGCAGAUCGCCGUUCUUCAGGAGCCAUGUAAGAAGCAGGUGCUUCGGGUGGCGGAGCUGCAGGCAGACGACUACCACAUGGACCGUUCUCUGUACUAUGCAUGUCGGGGAGCCCGAGAGCUUCUUUGUGAGGACACCCAUGCGGGCAACGGGAAGGUGUUCCAGUGUCUGUAUGAGAAAAAGAUGGACCCUAAGAUGCCUACAAAGUGUCGUGACCUGCUUACUGUGAGACAACAACUAAUUGCUGAGGAUGUGAAGGUAGAAAAGUCAUUCUUUGAAGCUUGUAAAAGAGACAUACACCAGAAUCAAUGCAUUGUGGACAUGAACACCUUAGAUGGACAUGCUCAACGCUCAUCCGUUCUCCUGUGCUUGGAACAUGCUCUCAAAUCAGGUCAUCGUCCAGCUGCAGAGUGUCUUACUGAGAUGACCAUGCUGCGUAAAACUCUGCUUGAGGACUACCAGAUCACCCCGGAGAUUGUUGCUAAUUGUGACCAGGAGAUAGAGCUCUUUUGUAAGGCCAAGGAGGGGCUGGAUGCGCAAGGGGGGACCCUCCACUGCCUUAUGGAGCACGCCAACACACGCGAGAGACAGAGGCAGAACCUGAGAGACGGACGCAAAGGUCUUGAGGCACCGCAGUUCAGGCCAGCAUGUAAAGCAGCUAUUGAGGAUCUGCUUAAGGAAGCAGAUGUCGGUGAGGAUGUGAAGGUUGACGGGGCUCUCAUGGCUGCGUGUAGGGCGGUCAUCACAGGGGAAUGUCGAAGCGCCAAAUCGGAAGAGAUGAUGGAUUGUCUGAUGGAAAAAAUUGAUUCUGAUGAUAUGACAGAUGCUUGUGAAAGAAGACUCUUGGAAAUACAGUAUUUCGUCGUCCGAGACUUCAGACUGGACCCUGAGCUGUUCCGACAGUGUCACAAGGACGCGGUGCAGCUUUGUCAUUAUGAAGAGGACUGGGCCCAUCAGCGUGGCCCCUCUGCUGACCCAGACCCGAAUGUUCUGCCGUGUCUGUAUCGUCAUCUUCCCCACAAGCUGAAGGAGCUGAAGGACCAAAUGGAAGAUGAGUAUGAGGACCAAAAGGACAAUGGUGUAGAGAAUGGCAAGAAGAUGGAGACAUUAGACAUACAACCUCUAAGCCGAGGCUGUGAGCAUGAAGUUCGACGAGCGAUGCGACGCAGGGCCAAGAGUAUUGACCUGGAACCGAAACUGGAGUCAGCCUGUCUUAUUGAAUUGGGCGAAAUGUGCUCUGAUCUGAAAAAAUAUGACAAGGGUGAGGAGUUAGAGUGUCUACAAGACAACUAUGAUGAGCUGGAGGGUGAGUGUAAAGAGGAGGUUGGAAAGCUGAUUCAGGACGAAGAUGAGGACCUGGACCUGGACACCAUCCUGAUGAAGGCCUGUACACCCAUGAUCAAGCAGUUCUGUGGGGAAGGCCUGGAUAAAAACGCUGAAGCAUCAGAGAUUAUGGACUGCCUGAUAAAGAGCAAGAAUAAUGCUGACAUGAAUGAAAAAUGCCGUAUUGGAAUCGAACACCAUCAAAUAGUACAGAUGAAAGACUACAACUUCUCACACAAGUUCAGAGAUGCCUGCAAGAAGGAUGUCUUAAGUCACUGCAAAGAGUCAAAAACAAAGGCAGAUGUGGUCGUGUGCUUGAGCGAGCUAGUGAGGAACGAUAUUCUCCAAGAAAGUGCGGCCCGUAUCAGCCAAAAGUGUAGACAGGAAGUCAGGGCAGACCUCCUAGAAAUGAGUGAAGAUAUCAACUUGGACCCUAAGCUAAAAAAAUCUUGUGAGAAAGAUAUUGAAAAUUAUUGUACAGGAAUAAAAGGAGGAAAUGCCAAGGUGACUGAAUGUCUUAGGGACCACAAAAGAAAGCUGUCAGAUGGGUGUCAUAAAAUGCUGUUCAAAAGAGAAAUUGAUGAAGCCGUACAGGGCGCAGACUUCAAACUGUUCCAGCAGUGCAAAUCAAUGAUUAAGAAGUACUGCAGUCACAAGGAACCGUCCGAUGUCCUCAGAUGCCUCCGGAACCAUGUGGAAGAGGUCGGAUUCGACUCCAGUUGUAAACAGAUUGUGGAGAGACGAGCCAUGGAAAGCACUAAAGAUUACAGGAUAAACCCCUCUCUGGCUAAAUCAUGCAAAAUGGACAUUAGAAAAUUCUGCAGUGAUGUUAUAAAAGAAAAUUCUAAUGAUAAAGAAAUGGAGGGAAAGGUCAUCAAUUGUUUGAGAAGAAAAUACACAACAGGGGAGCUUACAAAGGCAUGCGUGGCUGAAAUCCGUCCAUUGAUUAAAGAAGUUCAUCAGGAUAUAAACAUGGACCCUGUGUUACUGGAGGCCUGUCAAAAACAGAUCCAGAGUUUCUGUAGUGAUGCGCUGGGUGACCACGACAAGAAUACGGAGGUCCUUCGCUUCCAGCCAAAAGAUGAGGAAUCCAAGGUCAAGACCUGCCUUGAGGAGAAGCUCACCGAGGGAAAAAUAGAUAAACAAUCUGAUUGUGCUCAUCAAAUAGCACAGUGGCAAAAUGAGGUAAACAUUGAUAUUCAUACUGACCCAGAACUCAACAUUGCCUGUACCCCCACUCUCACACGUUGGUGCCGCGAAUACGAGUCUGGACAGGGAAUGAAGAUGUCGUGUCUUUUACAAGUUCUUGAGGACUAUCCGGAUAAAAUGGAUUUGAAGUGCCGUAAUCUUCUGGAGAAAAGGAGGACAUUAUGGGAGUUUGCCGCUCAGAUUGCCCCAAUAGAGACAAUAGAGGAUCUCCAUGGACAGAUCAUGCAGUCUCCAGCACGCAACUAUAUCUACGGUGUUUUAAUGACCAUUAUUGGUGUGAUAUUUAUUGUCGGCAUUACUUGUGGCCGAGUGACUAAACGUGUUACAGCAGCACAGAAAAACAAAUAACGCUCACAUGUCUUUGAACAAAUGUAUCCGUGAAAGGUGGUUUGAUUGUUUUGGGAGGCGGUAAAACUUAAUGAGAUUUUGUUGUUUGAGGGGAUUUAAACUUCACAAGAUUUUGUUGAUACCUUUCAUUUGAAUAUUUUUCUAAAUUGAGAAGAAACUUUUCCUAUUCUUUUAGUUACAAUAAUAAAAGUUACUUUCUAGAAGGAAUAUAUACGUAAGAUGUAACAUCAUCAAUGUAUACAUGAUGGCGAACUGAAAUAAAAGAUGUAUUUUUUGUAUUUUUGUAGUGUAUUUGAAAUGUAUUUUUUAAAUAGUGAGAGUAAUACUGAAAAUAACAUAGUUUUUGCAUAAUAUUGAAACAGAUUUACAAAAAAAGUGUUUAAUGUUAUUUUAUUUGUUAAGCAGUUUUGUUAUAAUGUUAAUGUGAAAAACUACAGAAAAUAUUAGCUUAAAAUAUUAUUGUUAUACUCAAUAUUAAUGUAAUGCAGCAUUAAAGUAUGUUUUUUUUUCAAGAAAUGUUUAUUUUUUAUACCUAACUAAUAUAGUACCUAAGCCUAAAUUUACUUAUUACUUGAGUCUUGGUUUAAGACUCUACACACACAGCUUGCCAUCUUUAUUUCCAUGUAAAAUUGCUAUUUAAAAAAAGAAAGAUGUUUAUAAUAAGAUAUUUUACAAUUUUUUUUACAAUUUUUGCCAACCUUAAUUUUUUGAAGAUUUCGUUUAAAGUUUGCUUGAGUCUGAGUUAAAUAAUGUUAUUUAAGAAUUGGAAUAUAUAUGAUUUCGGAAGCAGAUGUGAACAAAAUUGUAGGGCCAGUUAUUUUAGAUAUAGAUAAGAAUGUCUUUUAACUCAGACUUAGAUAUGGCCCAGUUGGUGGGCCAAGUUGGUAUAAUUACUAAAAAAGCAACUUUCAAAAAGCAUUAUUUGUAAAUGAUUUUGUUAUUGUGUAUAUCGCUUUUUCAAAAAGUGUUAUUUGAUAGAAUGUAUGCUGGUAAUGAUUGGGAAUCAUAAUUUGUAUGUGUAAAAAAAUGAUUGUUUAUGAUAACAUUUCUUGUCUAUUUUUGUUUAUUCAUAUUUUCUCUUUCAUAAGAAGAACAUUCCUAUAGAUGUAGCGAAAACGUGUUAAAGCUGCACUCUCACAGAUAUACCGUUUUUACAACUUUUUUUAUUUUUGUCUUGGAAAGAGCAAAUUUUUGCAUAAAUAUCUGCAAACCAAUGAUAAAAGAUUGCUGACAAAUGAUCAGACUGCAGAUUUUCAUAUUUCUGUUCGAAAAUUAAUGUUUUAUGGCUUAAACCGUAACUAACGGUUUAAGAAAAUUGCAUAAAACAUCAAUUUUUGAACUCAAAUAUAAAAAGUUGCGAUCUAAUUUUUUGUCAGCAGUCUUAUAUAACUGGUUUUCAUACAUUUUUGCCAAAAAUGACUCAUUCCAAGACAAAAAAUAAAAAAAAAGUUGUUGAAACGUUCAAUCUGUGAGAGUGCAGCUUUAUUACCCAUCAACAUGUUUGAAUUUACAACUAUGAUGUUGUUAGUGCUUUACCAGCAUUGUCUCUAUAUCAGAUAAAAGUGAUUAAUACUGAUUGAAAAUCAUGAUGUUAUCUAUAGCUUUAAUUACCAAACCUUCUAUGUUUUUUCUUCCUAUAGCACUAUGCAGUAUCCUGUAUCCCCUAGUCUGCUCAUUCUGAAAUAACCAGACCUAGUGCAUUUUGUUAUAUUAAUACAAAAAUUACUUUUCUCAUCGGCAGAAACAGAUGUGGUUUUUCUAGUUUUUUUUUGUUAAAAAUGAUAUAGCUUUUUUGGGUCUUGAAUUAAAACGUAAUUUAAAGUUAGUUUAAAUAGCCUUUCCAUUUGAACUAAAACUUUGUCUGUCUCAUUAAACAACAUAAGUUAUAUUAUCACAACUGUCCUGUUUUAGUGAAGCAAUAGAUGCUGUUGAUGCAUACAUUAAGUUUAUAGGAUUUCAUUUGGCUUCCUAACAUUAAAAUGUAUGUAUAGAUGGUUUUCAAACCUUAUAUACUCCAUAUGAUUAUGCAUUCAGUUUACAUGAAUCUCAGAAAGAAGUGUUGCAUUAUUUUAUUACAUGCUUUUCCAUGGUUUAUUGACAAUAAUAAGUUGAUACAGAGAGUUUAUAGAAACAUGAUUUCACUGUUUCCCUCAAUUUUACUAAUUACCAGGUUUCACUAAACUUGGAACUUGAAUCACAUACACAGCUGGGAAGAAAAUAUUGAUGAAGUCAUUUCUGGCAUGAUGUCAAUGACAAUUUGUUUAAGUGAAGGUAGAUUUUCCCAUGUUAUCAAUACAUGUAUGAAUUGAAUUUGAUGAAUUAGAAAGAUGAAAUAAAUAGAGAUUGAUUGGUUCAGUGUAAGAAUGCAAUAUAUUUUCAUUGUGAACAUGAGUAAUAAAUAUUUUCACUGUGGUAGAGAUGCCCAUACGUUACAAGGUUUAGUUCUCUCUCGGUGAUAUAUGUUGCUGUCAUACACUGAAACUAGCAAUUAUCCCCAUCCAAGUAUGUCAUAAAGAAGACAACGGAGGUGUCAUACUGUGUUUAUAACUUUUGUUAAUGUUUAUUCAAACAUGUAUUUUUUUUGCUGUUACAGAAUUGUUUUGUAUUGAUUUACCUGUGAAAUAUUUUUGUUAUGUCAUUUGCUUAGGAAAAUAACCCUACACAUGUUGAAACAUAUUUGUAGAAUAAAAAUCGAGGGUGUUUUGUUCUCUUUAUCUUGUUAAAAAUGAUUGUGUAAGUAUAAGGUAUAAGUUCUUACUCUAUCACAUUUCUAUACACUAAGUUACUUAGGUCUUAAUGUGACAAUAUCACAAUUUUGUAAAAACAAGGGAGAAAGAAACUGUGAUUAAUUAUAUUGGUGCAAACGUUAUAAUUGAAUUAUUACUGAUAUUUCAGAAUAAAAACAGUGCUGUAAAAUGUUUUGAUAUAGUUCAAACAUAAAGGAAUAUUGUUGAGCUAUUCAUGAUCAAUACUCAUGAUUAUUUAACAAAUGAUGCAAAUAAAUCAUCCAGAAAAUGUUGCUUCAUUGUAAACUCAUUUAACAUUGGUAUCAGCAAAGUGAGUUUAUUUAUAAUAUAUCCUAUUUUAUGUGUCUUUAUUGCUUGAAUCAUCUGCCGGGGCUAACUAUCAGUUGACAAAUGAGUCGUGUCUGUGAUGGGGAUUUUUAUGCCCCCGAAGGUGGGCAUAUUAAAAUCGCACCGUCCGUCCGUCCGUCCGGCUCUGUAACUUUCCCUUGUAUGGACAGAUUUUAGAAUAACUUGACACAUGUGUUCCACAUACCAAGGCAACGUGUGGCGUGCAAGACUUGUGUCCCUACCUCAAAGGUCAAGGUCACACUUAGUGUUUAUUCACAAUGGAGUGCUGCAUAUAAGGACAUAGAGUAUAUUUUGUCGUGUCCGGGCUGUAACUUUCCCUUGUAUGGACAGAUUUUAAAAUCACUUGCCACAUGCGUUCCACAUACCAAGACGACAUGUCGCCUGCAAGACCCGUGUCCCUACCUCAAAGGUCAAGGUCACACUUAGUGUUUAUUCACAAUGGAGUGCUGCAUAUAAGGACAUAGAGUAUAGGUUGUCGUGUCCGGGCUGUAACCUUCUCUUGUAUGGACAGAUUUUUAAAUAACUUGCCACAUGUGUUCCACAUACCAAGACAACGUGUCGCGUGCAAGACCCGUGUCCCUACCUCAAAGGUCAAGGUCACACUUGGUGUUUAUUUACAAUGGAGUGCUGCAUAUAAGGACAUAGAGGAUAGGUUGUCGUGUCAGGGCUGUUACAUUCCCUUGUAUGGACAUAUUUUAAAAUCACUUGCUACAUGUGUUCCACAUACAAAGACAACGUGUCGUGUGCAAAACCCGUGUCCCUACCUCUAAGGUGAAAGAUACACUAAGUGUUUAUUCACAAGGGAAUUCUGAAUAUAAGGACAUAACAGUGUAGGUUGUCAAGUAUGGGUGGUAUUUUUUAUGUUCAGAGGCAAUUUAAAAUAAUUUGCCAUAUGUAUUUGACACGUAAAGGCAAUAUCAACUUUUCAUGUACUGACCUUGUUCGUAGGUCAAUGUCACAUUCGGGGGCAUUCGUCGCAUACUGUGACAGCUCUUGUUUUUCUGAAAAUCAAACAUGUGUCAACACAAUUUUUUUAUAUAUAUAUUUGCCUAAUAUCUUCUAUAUUCAUAGAUCUCGCAUGCAUACAUAGUUCUACCAUGCUUUCAUAGUUCUAUCAUGCAUUCAUAGAUGUAUCAGGCCUUCAUAGAGCUAUCAUGCAUUCAUAGAUGUAUCAGGCCUUCAUAGAGCUAUCAUGCAUUCAUAGAUGUAUCAGGCCUUCAUAGAGAUAUCAUGCAUUCAUAGAUGUAUCAGGCCUUCAUAGAGCUAUCAUGCAUUCAUAGAUGUAUUAGGCCUUCAUAGAGCUAUCAUGCAUUCAUAGAUGUAUCAGGCCUUCAUAGAGCUAUCAUGCAUUCUUAGAUGUAGCAGGCCUUCAUAGAGCUAUCAUGCAUUCAUAGAUGUAUCAGGCCUUCAUAGAGCUAUCAUGCAUUCAUAGAUGUAUUAGGCCUUCAUAGAGCUAUCAUGCAUUCAUAGAUGUAGCAGGCCUUCAUAGAGCUAUCAUACAUUCAUAGAUGUAGCAGGCCUUCAUAGAGCUAUCAUACAUUCAUAGAUGUAGCAGGCCUUCAUAGAGCUAUCAUGCAUUCAUAGAUGUAUCAGGCCUUCAUAGAGCUAUCAUGCAUUCAUAGAUGUAUUAGGCCUUCAUAGAGCUAUCAUGCAUUCAUAGAUGUAUCAGGCCUUCAUAGAGCUAUCAUACAUUCAUAGAUGUAUCAGGCCUUCAUAGAGCUAUCAUACAUUCAUAGAUGUAGCAGGCCUUCAUAGAGCUAUCAUACAUUCAUAGAUGUAUCAGGCCUUCAUAGAGCUAUCAUGCAUUCAUAGAUGUAUCAGGCCUUCAUAGAGCUAUCAUGCAUUCAUAGAUGUAUCAGGCCUUCAUAGAGCUAUCAUACAUUCAUAGAUGUAUCAGGCCUUCAUAGAGCUAUCAUACAUUCUUAGAUCUACGAAGUGCCUACAACUAACUAUUGACAUUUUAUUGAGUCAUUUGAUAUUAGUUUACGCAGGGGGACAUCAUUUACCUGUGAUUGGGUCGUUUGCCGAUAAUCAAAUCUGUGUCAACCCCAAAAACAGUAAUACCUUCUUGCCUAAUAUCUUGUAUGUUCUUAUAUCUAUCAUGCAUUUAUGGUUCUAUCAUGCGUUGAGGUUCCAUCAUGUGUUCUUAUAUCUAUCAUGCAUUCAUGGUUCUAACAUGCGUUGAGGUUCCAUCAUGUGUUUUUAUAUCUAUCAUGCAUUCAUGGUUCUAACAUGCGUUGAGGUUCCAUCAUGUGUUCUCGUAACUAUCAUGCAUUCAUGGUUCUAUCAUGCGUUGAGGUUCCAUCAUGUGUUCUCGUAACUAUCAUGCAUUCAUGGUUCUAACAUGCAUUGAGGUUCCAUCAUGUGUUCUCGUAACUAUCAUGCAUCCAUGGUUCUAACAUGCGUUGAGGUUCCAUCAUGUGUUCUCGUAACUAUCAUGCAUUCAUGGUUCUAACAUACGUUGAGGUUACAUCAUGCGUUCAUAUAUUGAUCAUGAGUUCAUGGUUCUAUCAUUCAUUCAUAGGUCUAUCAUGCGUUCAUAGUAAUAUCAUGCAUAUGUUGCCUGCUUACCAUGGAAUAUGGACAUUUAUGUACCAUUGUAAAUGACAUGUUUUGUAUAGUACAGCAUUAACAUCUUCUAAAUCAUUCUUCUAUUAACAUAUACUAAAUCAUUCUUUCUCUAAAUCAAAAAUGCACACUUUGUCACAGAAAACAGAUUGAAAAAAAACCCACACAAUAAAUAGCAAACUCCUUACAAUUUCAGAAAGAACUUGACAACCAACUUGUAUGUAUAAUUGAUACAUGGGUGACCAAAAGUGCUUGUUCUUUCCUGAUUUUGUUGUUGAAUUGUUAACUCGUACUGUGAUGCAUUGGUUGAUUAAAUAGGUCUAUAACACUG